Messenger RNA from Panonychus citri (citrus red mite), 797 nucleotides. RefSeq lists its product as uncharacterized. The record is from RefSeq and is a predicted model, not a curated record. The transcript is spliced from 3 exons. The coding region runs from base 253 to 609 and encodes 118 amino acids. Lineage: Eukaryota; Metazoa; Arthropoda; Arachnida; Trombidiformes; Tetranychidae.
UGAUGAUUAAAAUCAGUGGAUUAAGAUGAUGAAGGAUAACAACGUUUUCUGCCAAAAGAUAACCCAACAGUUAGAAGUGGAUAGAAGCCAAUACAUGGGCGAAGGGAAAGAAAACAACGUCAUCGAUUAUCUUUUUCUCCAAUCAUGGUUAUUAUUUAUCGUCAAUUCUGAUCAUUUAUUGUCUAAUUUUGUUCCCUGUUUGUGUGUCACCUCGUUCUGCUUUGGUAAGGAGACUCUUGUUCGCUGGACAAUAUGAAGACUUUGUUCAUUUAUCUUUUCUUUCUCAUUUUGGCUUCACUUAUAAGAUCAGGUGAUUUUCAUGGUUGCAGAAUUAUGGUUGACAAUUGUGAUGAAGAUUGUCAUGAUAUAUGUAAGGAUACCUGUUCCAAAAAUUUUGGUGUUUGUGCGGAAGAGGAAAGGAUAAGUUAUUGUUAUUGUUUUGAGACUAAACCGAAAGAAGAAUGGAUUGAUGAAUGGUCAGCAUCAUUCUCACCUUCAUCUUCAUCAUCUUCAUCAUCUCCAUCACCACCAUCACAUUCUCAUUCAUCCAGUGAUAAUCAUCACUCAUCUAAUCAUCAUCAUUCUCGUUCUGGAAAGAAUGAUUUAUGACAAUCAACGGAUUAAAUGUCAUGAAGAGUUUAUUAAAACUCUUUUUUCAACCAUAUUGUUGAUAAUUGUCUUAAAAGUUGAUUGCUGGUUGGUAAAUUGUUCAAUUGCAAACAGAGUAAUCAUAAAAUGCAACAACCAUUUGUCAAUCAUAUACAACAACAAUUAAGUAAAUAUAAUUUUAAUUUUUU